AUGGCGAUGCUCCAUGAGCUUCAGACCAACAGCGAAGAGCUGCCGCCUGAUGAUGACGACGACAGUACAUCCGAUGGCGAAGAUACAAACGAAGAUCCCACAGAUCUUGCUGCAAACUCCGAUAUUGACACCGUCAUCCAUGAGUCUCCCAACCCAUCCGACAAGAAGCAAGAAGACCUCAACCGCACCUAUGUCAUCAUGCGUAGCUUCCUGCGCCAAGCCCAGGCUGAGCUCGAGGACAGACAUGAGAUUUUCGACCGGGAGCGGGCAGAAUUUCGAAAAGCGCAAGAUGCGAAGAACGAACCCGAGUCCAUCACGGCGCUCGACGUGGACCACAUCGCACGCACGCGAGAGCUGACGCAAGCUGUUGCAGAAGCAGAGGAGAACUUCCAGCAGGCAAAACAAGCUGCCUUCCUCGCAGGUGUUGACCUGGACGAGUCUGACUUGGAGUCUGGCUUUGUGGAUCGUGUCGAUGAUGGGUAUCGUAUGAGCCAAGAGGAGGAUCAUGAAGGUGUCAUGGAUCGUGAUUCUGUGCAAAGAUGGCUUGGUCGUGUGGAGCCACAGGAAAAUCCAGAGCAGCCAACUGAAAGUGUCGAGAUUGAUGACUAG
Messenger RNA from Fulvia fulva, 609 nucleotides. RefSeq lists its product as uncharacterized. The transcript has a single exon. The record is from RefSeq and is a predicted model, not a curated record. Bases 1 to 609 code for a protein of 202 amino acids. Lineage: Eukaryota; Fungi; Ascomycota; Dothideomycetes; Mycosphaerellales; Mycosphaerellaceae.